Molecule: messenger RNA, 1140 nt
Organism: Telopea speciosissima
Lineage: Eukaryota; Viridiplantae; Streptophyta; Magnoliopsida; Proteales; Proteaceae
Product: replication protein A 32 kDa subunit A-like
Exons: 10
Coding region: 128-967 (279 amino acids)
Biological process (GO): DNA replication; nucleotide-excision repair; double-strand break repair via homologous recombination
Cellular component (GO): DNA replication factor A complex; chromosome, telomeric region; site of double-strand break
Molecular function (GO): DNA binding
Source: RefSeq, a predicted model, not a curated record
GGGAAACGUAGACGAGAAUUGGCGGGAAACCGUUUUGGUUAUCUAUUAAAAUCGAUCAUUCAAUCAGUUACUCUAAUUUUCUCUCUCUCUACCUCACACACACGCACCCACUAGGGUUUUUGCAAAGAUGUACGCUAGCCAGUUCGAUGGUAAUGCCGCCUUCUCAGGCGGUGGGUUCAUGCCUUCUCAGGCUACUCAAACCCUAGAUACCGGUUUUUCUUCUGCGAAGAAUCGAGAUAAUCAGGGGUUGCUACCGCUAACAGUGAAGCAGAUAAGUGAGGCUUCUCUUUCGAAUGAUGACAAGUCCAAUUUUGUCGUUGAUGGAGUCGAUGUGAACAACGUUACGAUGGUUGGGAGGGUGAUGAAUAGAACAGAAAGGGUUACAGAUAUUGCUUUCACCCUAGACGAUGGAACAGGGCGAAUCGAGUGUAACAGAUGGGUGAAUGAAGCCGUAGACAGUAAGGAGAUGGAGGGAAUACAGGAUGGUAUGUAUGUUCAAAUCCAUGGACACUUGAAAGGCUUUCAGGGGAAACGACAUUUGGUCGCCUUCGCUGUUAGGCCUGUAACUGACUUCAAUGAGAUAACAUGCCACUUCCUUGAGUGUAUAUAUGUUCAUUUGUACAACACAAAAGUAAAGGGUGUGGCACCAACGCAGGCUCAUAUGAUGAGUUCAGUAAUGAACAACCCUUUGCAGAAUGGAUCCAAGGGAUACCAAGCUGCCACACCUAAUCAAUUUUCUGGGCAAUUCGGCAUUGAUGGACUUAAAGAUAUCGAUCAAAAGGUCCUUGACCAUUUGCAACAACCUUCAAACCUUGGACGGGAGAAGGGUGUGCACAGAGAUGAAUUAGCUCAACAUCUAAAGAUUCCCUUGGAUAAGAUCAUGGAAUCCAUUAGAUCUCUUGAAGAGGAAGGCCUGAUUUACUCAACAAUUGAUGAAUGUCACUACAAGUCAACUGGCAAUGGUUAAUACCUUCCUGAAAAUUGACCCCCCCCCCCCCAUAUGUAUAAGACAUACUGUAUUCAUAAAAGCCAAAGUUUUGGCUUACCUUUCAUAGUGCAAGUUCUACCCUUUCACCACCCUUGGAAGGAGGUAUUGAGUUAAAGAUGGACAGGACCAAAGUAAAUAUUUAGGUUUUCUGA